AUGAAUUUUUCAGAUGAAAACCAAGCUCUUGCAAAAGCCAAAACUACUUUGAAUAAAACUUUAUCCGAGCUAGAAGGCGAUAUUUCUUUAGUUCAUGUAAGGAUCAAAAAAUUAAUAGCAGACUUUACAAAAAAUCAAGAAAACUCUGCAUUCGAGCUCGGAGGAGCUUUAAACCGAGAAGUUGAUACCCAUAGGCAGGUGCUAUGCACCUUGCAUAAAGCUGCGUCAAAUGCGCUACUAGAGCCUAUUGAGCAUUUAGGAAGCCUUUGCCCUGAACAGCCUGGAUCACUUAAAAGCAUAGUAAUUGCUCAGGCAAAUAUCUCUCAAACAAUUAACAUUGUAAAACCUUUUCUCAAUUUGGAAAAAACAUUGGCUGAUCUAAGAAAAGAUUUUGGAGACAAAGAAAAGCUUGCUUCUAUUGUGAACCAAGGUAUCAAGCUAUCUGAUCAUAAAAGGAAAUUAUUGGAAAAGGCCCCACCAAGUGUCAGAGAGGUUCUCAAAAAGCAAUUUGCUCCUUUGGAUGAAUUUGAAGCUGAGCUUAACACUUCGAUAUGAAGAGUAAUUGAAAAUUCAAUAGAAAUAGCACAAAAACAGCCGAAAGCUAUUGUAAGAGUAAUAAAAAUUAUUAGAAACAUUCAAGAUCAAGCUGAAGAAAAAGUAAGAGAGCACUUGGGAUUGGGAAUUGAAAAAAGACUCCUUACCUUACUAAAUGUCGAAAAUUUAGAAAAAUUAUCAGAAAAUACUCAUCAAGCCAUAAACGAACUUGGAAUUAUGAUAGAAAAAGUUUUGCCUUGCUUUCCACCUGAGUACAAUCUUUAUAACUACUGCGUCAAUAAAUACAGGAAUUGCAUUCAAGCUGCAAUAGAGCCUCAAUUAUCUGAUUUAGAAAAGCUUAGAGCCUCUCCAGGGCUACUUGUGCUGAUUUUUCAAUGGGUUUCUGAAUACAGCGAAGCCAUUAAAAAAUACUGCGCAGAUUCCUUGGAAGACGUAGACAUUCAAAUUCUUUUCGCCAAAGUAAAGGAGCUUAUGCCGGAUUUUAUUCAGCAUAUGGAAAAUCUUCUAUCAGAAUGAAUAAAUCGAGCCCUGCAAGCUCAUUCCUCCAACAACCAAAUCAUGGAAAUGGCUGCUAAAUAUGAGCCACUGACAGACACUUUGCCAGAAGAAAUGUUUUCAGCAGUUAACCAGCAGCUUAAUUUUGUUUCAAAUAGGCUUUCAGGCGAAGUUCUUAUUGAAAUUUUCCGUGUUUGUGCAACUCGACUGAUAUCUCAGCAAAAAAAAUUAUCCUCACAACUUUCUGAGAUGAUAAACCUUGAGGAUCCUGAACUGCAAGUCGCUUCGUUGUGUUUAAGCAUAAACAACAAUCAGAGAGCUUCCAAGCAUACAGUGGAUUUAAUGAAAUCUUGCAAAAAAUAUUAUACAGAAAGUUUCCAAUUAGAAAGAAUUGAAAGAAUGUUCGAAGGCGUCCAAAAAGGAUUUCUAACCCUCUGUGGAGAAGGGGCAAAUGCCCUUGCUAUAAGUGUUUUAAGAUCUAUAGCCCCAGACACUGUUCUUGUGCUGUUUACUACUAAUUGGAUUGCAAGUGGCCCAGUGCCUAGCGCAUUUGCAACUAUGGAAGACUAUGAUAAAGACAUCUCUCAGUGGCUGUCAACUGAAUACUACGAAAGGCGCUUUAAGCGGCGCUUUUUUGAGGUUUAUUUACAGGCUUAUCUAGAAAGACUGGUUCAAUCAUUUUCAAAGGUUGUGAAUGUCGUAUAUGAUUAUCAAGUUUUAUUAGUCAUACAAGGAAAUAACCAAGCAUCGAAAAACAAAAAAGAAAUGUCACUAGUCCUCAGCCAGUUUAGAGAAUCUGUUUAUAGAGAUAAGCAUGAUUUCCUGGACUUUGCUAGUAAACUUGAAAUGCAGAUUCCGAUAGAAACUCUUUUUAAUGGACUGGUAGCAUUGCAGGAGCAAGGAGACCUUGAUGUUGAGCAGCUUUCAGCUUUGAUUCAGCCUUUUAUACCAAACAGUGAGCAGCUGGCAAAAGCCAUAAUAACAGUAAUUCAGCCACAAACCUAA
Messenger RNA from Blepharisma stoltei, 2055 nucleotides. NCBI's taxonomy places the organism in Eukaryota, Ciliophora, Heterotrichea, Heterotrichida, Blepharismidae. The record is from the annotation of a GenBank genome assembly.